Diatraea saccharalis (sugarcane borer) is the source of this 897-nucleotide messenger RNA. Lineage: Eukaryota; Metazoa; Arthropoda; Insecta; Lepidoptera; Crambidae. The record is from the annotation of a GenBank genome assembly.
AUGGAAGAACAUUAAAAUAACGUUAUAGUUUAGUUAAUUUCAUUGGUUUAUGGUUAUAACAAAUAAAUUCUAUUUUACAAAUCGUAUGAUUUUAUAAACAAUCAAAUAAGUGAACUACGAUUAUGGAUCCAUACGAAAUCGAGUUUAUUGGUGAAAACAGAAUCGUCAGUGUAAUACCAAACUUCUCAUAUGAUAAAAUCUAUUUGAUUUGUGGAGAAUUUGGACCGUUUCGCGCUGGUUUACCGCUAAAUGUUCCAUUAUGGUUAGCAAUUAUGUUAAAACAAAAGCAAAAGUGCAGAGUAGUACCACCGGAUUGGAUGGACGUUGAAGCCUUAGAAAACAUCAAAGAAGAGGAAAAACGAUCAAGGUUUUUUACAAAAAUGCCAAAUGAACACUACAUGGUCGAAGCAAAACUUAUUCUUGGAGUAGCAGCUGAAGAUGUACCUAAUGCAGCAGAAAUUAAGACUAUAAUAAAAGACAUUUGGGAUAUUCGCAUGUCCAAGCUGAGAACUUCAAUGGAUGCACUGAUGAAAUCUGGUGGAAGUUACGGUAGGCUGGAUCAUCUGACAAUGAUGGAGAUAAACUCGGUGAAACCUUUGCUGCCUUCUGCUAUGGAUGAGUUGUAUAGGAUAAAAAUGAUGACAAAACAUAGAACCCCAACUGCUAAUUUGAACAGUUCUACAAUAAGUCAAUCUGGAAGCUCGCAAAACAUAUAGGAUUUUUAAGGUUUCUUGUUAUAUUUAUUAAGAUGUUUUUUUUUUAAGAUUGUGAUAUUAAUUAUGUAUUUUUCAAAUAAAAACAACAGACUAAUAGUACCUAUUUAUUAUAAUAAAUUAAACAUUGGUUGCAUGAAUAACAAAAUUGAGAUAAGAUUCAGGUUAAAUGCUAAUAACUUAU